Molecule: messenger RNA, 1497 nt
Organism: Penicillium odoratum
Lineage: Eukaryota; Fungi; Ascomycota; Eurotiomycetes; Eurotiales; Aspergillaceae
Exons: 3
Coding region: 1-1497 (498 amino acids)
Biological process (GO): transmembrane transport; carbohydrate transport
Cellular component (GO): membrane
Molecular function (GO): carbohydrate:proton symporter activity
Source: RefSeq, a predicted model, not a curated record
AUGGACCGAAAGCUGGUUUCAGAUGUGGAGACGAAGGCUCUUCCGAAAGAUGAUGAUAGAAGCUGGCUCAGGGAUCCAGGUUUGCGAAAGUUGAAUUUGGGCAUUGCGUUCAUGUUCGCUUCGUCUGCUGGAACAGGAUAUAACGGGAGUUUGAUGAAUGGAUUGCUUGUACUGCCCAAAUUUUCCACGGUCAUCGGCGGUCUGGAUCCGAAUAUCCUCGGUCUUCUCAUCGCCGCUACCUCUCUCGGCGCGUUCAUAUCCUUCGUCCCAGCAUCCUACUGCGCCGAUAUCCUUGGUCGAAAAGCGUGCGUGGGAUUAGCAUCCGCGCUAGUGAUUGUAGCAUCUCUCGUUCAAGCCGCUGUGAACACUCACUGGGCAUUUUUUGGCUGUCGCGUUUUGGCUGGCGUUGGUGUGGGAGCUGCACAGACCGCUGCUCCUUUAUUGGCGACUGAGAUCGCCCAUCCCCGACACCGACAAACUGCCACCGCACUGUAUAAUGCUGCCUGGUGUGUAGGGUCUAUCGCCUCUGCGGCAGUUACCUUGGCCACCUUGUCCGUGCCUAGCACUUGGUCAUGGAAGAUACCCUGCAUGCUGCAAGCCUUCUUCCCCAUUGCUCAACUUAUUGGUCUGUGGUUUGUUCCUGAGAGUCCGCGCUGGUUGGUCUCUGAGGGAAGAAAAGAUGAGGCAUUGGCAAUUUUGGGAGAAUAUCAUGCCAAUGGAAAUUCGGACGAUGAGCUUGUUCAGCAUGAGUUCCAUCAGAUUUGCGUGAGUAUUAAUGUCCAGAACCAGCAGCCUGGAUAUUGGAGCACUUUUUUCUCGUCAAAGGGAGAUAUGCAUCGUCUUGCAAUCUGUAUAAUUUGUGGAUUCAUGCAGGAAUGGGCUGGAAACGGCAUUAUCUCUUACUAUCUUGCUCCUAUCCUUGCCUCCGUUGGCAUUACUCGUGCAUCGAGCCAAGGUGCAGUCAACGUGGGCCUCCAAGUGUGGAAUCUUGUUCUGUCCUCUGCAGGUGCCGUUGCAUCGGAGCGUUACGGCAGACGUAUCUUGUGGCUGCUAUCGACAGCAUUUAUGCUUCUCUUCCUGUCCUUGACAACCAUCGUAGCUGGCCUCUUUCAAGAGAAACAUAUUGCAGCUGCCGGCGUGGCUGUUGUACCAAUGCUGUUCCUCUUCUUUGCAGGAUUUGAUCUUGCCUAUUCACCUCUAUUCAUUGCCUACCCAGCAGAGAUUCUGCCGUUCCAACUCCGAGCCAAGGGCAUAGCUAUAACGUUAUCUACGGACGCUGUCGCGUGCUUCUUCAACCAGUACGUCAAUCCGGUCGCUUUCUCCGCUUUGCAAUGGAAGUAUUAUUUUGUUUAUGUGGGCUGUCUGGUGCUUUUCUUGGGACUGGCAUAUUUCCUCUUCCCAGAGACGAAAGGAAGAUCACUGGAGGAGGUGUCGAAGAUUUUCGAUGACAAAGAUCAAAUGGAAGACGUGAAAGAAAAAGACGGAGUGAAGAAUUAG